Aspergillus thermomutatus is the source of this 609-nucleotide messenger RNA. RefSeq names its product cupin domain-containing protein. The record is from RefSeq and is a predicted model, not a curated record. NCBI's taxonomy places the organism in Eukaryota, Fungi, Ascomycota, Eurotiomycetes, Eurotiales, Aspergillaceae. Bases 1 to 609 code for a protein of 202 amino acids. The transcript has a single exon.
AUGUCAACUGGACAAAGACAGCAUAAGCUGCUUCGUCGGAUCAUAACAACCCAUGAUCCAAGCGGCCGAGCUAUCUUUAGUGAUGCGGUUAGUGAGCAGCUAUCAUUUACUGGAUUCCCGGUUCCUCCAGGCAAGCCCGCACCGACAGACUAUGCUCUGGCCUACAAUACAAAUACAUUCCCAGUGCAAGGGCUCUCCCCUCCAAGUUCUACAACCCCGGAGUCCAAAGCCAAUCUCGACAUUAAGCACUAUCAGUCCCAGCUCUCGCAGCCAAUGCCUUUGAAUCCGCCCAACGGCACUUCCUGUACAAUUAUAGAGGUACCAGCGGGUUCGGCAGUCCCGAUGCACCGAACAGCAACUCUCGACUAUGGUGUUGUAAUAGACGGCACGACGGAACUGGUCCUUGAUUCCGGCGAGAAAAAAAUAUUGAAAAAGGGCGAUGUGUUUGUUCAGCGAGGUACAGCUCAUUCUUGGCGGAAUUUGACUGAAAAGAACGACAAUUCGGGUGUUUUACGUGUUUUCUUCGUGUUUCAGCCUAUCGAAAAGGUGCGAGUGGAAGGCGGAAAGGUCAUUGAUCAGGACUUGGCUCUGUCUCUGCAUGAGGCUUAA